AUGACUGGGAAAACUUUACUGAUUGGGGUUGAUGUUGGUGGAACAAAUACUGACUCUGUAUUGAUUGACCCUCAACAAUUGGGGAAAACAACAGAAGGCAUUUUGUCCUGGAAUAAAGCAGUAACAACAGCCAAUGUCUCUGAAGGUAUUUACAAAGGGAUAUCCAAGCUAUUAUCUGAAACCAAUGUUAACAGAUCAAAUAUCGCUUCAGUUACUAUAGGUACAACUCAUUUCAUCAAUGCAAUUAUUGAAAAAGAUAGCUCUAGGUUAGCUAAAGUUGCAAUCUUGAGAUUAUGUGGGCCAUAUUCCAAAAAAAUUCCACCUUUUUCUGACUUCCCGUUGGGUUUAAGAAAUAUUUUAGAAGGAUACGUUGGAUUUCUUAAAGGAGGAUACCAUGUUGAUGGCAAUGAGAUACAACCUUUGGAUGAAGAUGAAAUUAUCAAGCAUGCUCACGAAAUAACUUCAAGAGGUAUUAAAGCUAUUGUUGUAACUGGUGUUUUCUCUCCCUUAAAAGAUACGCAAGAGCUUAAGGUUAAAGAAAUCUUGGAAAACUAUAUACCAGGGGCAAAAGUUGUGUUGUCACAUACAGUCUCUGGGAUUGGAUUUAUUGAAAGAGAAAAUGCAUCUAUUUUGAAUGCUUCAAUUAUUUCAUUUGCUGAAAAAAUCAUUCAUUCUUUCAUGACUGCUGUCUUUAAGCUAGGCUUAAAUUGCCCAAUACUUUUAACUCAAAAUGAUGGCACCGUUUUACCUGCUAAUGAAGCAUUGAAUUUACCCAUCAAAACUUUUUCCUCAGGUACUACAAAUUCCAUGCGUGGUGCUUCUUUUUUAAGUAAUGUUCAUGGUAAAUCUGCUAUAGUUAUUGAUGUUGGUGGGACUUCAGCUGAUGUUGGUCUGUUAUUGCCAAGUGGAUUCCCGAGACAGUCUUCUUCCUAUUGUGAUGUUGGAGGUGUCAAAAUGAAUUUUUCCAUGCCUCAUGUUGAAAGUAUUGGUCUAGGUGGUGGUUCUAUUGUUAGAUUGUUUGGUGAUAAAGUUACUAUCGGACCUGACUCUGUUGGGUCGGAUCUUUUAAAGAGAGCAAAAGUUUGUGGUGGUGACACUUUAACAGCUACAGACGUUGCAAUAUCACAAGAUGACCUGAAUGCCCCUAAAAUUGGUGAUCCAACAAAUUUGACCUCAGUUUAUUUAACUACAAAAAAUAUGUUCAAUUCUGAAGUUAAAUCAAUGCUCGAGAAGAUAGUUGACAAAAUAAAAACAAAUCCUGAAGAUAUUCCCGUUUUAGCUGUUGGUGGUGGAUCUUUUAUUGUUCCAGAAAAUUUGAAAGGUGCUUCUGCGGUUAUUAGACCAUCAUAUUACAAUGUUGCGAAUGCUAUUGGUGCUGCAAUGGGCAAAGUUUCAUCCGAAGUACAUAGCAUUAAGUACUUACCCCCAACCGAUGGCAUCUCAAAAGAGAACUAUUUGGAUCAAUUGAAAAUCCAAGCAAUUGAGAAAGCUAUCUCCAAAGGUGCUUUAAGGUCAAGUAUUAAAAUUGUGUUUGAAUCAUACGACCCCAUCCCUUAUGUUGAUAAUACUUUUGAGUUUUUCAUCAAAACUAUUGCUGAGGUUGAUUACUCAAAAUUGAAAACUUCAGAAGGUGCAUCUUACUCAUUACAUUAUGAUGAAAAAGAUCUAUCAACUAUGAAAAACAGUCAAGCUGAUUAUACGGAUGUUGAUAUUGAUUACAUGAAUUAUAUCCCUGAAAUUAAUUCCAAAAGAGAAUGGAUACUUUCUGAGACUGAUUUGGAGUUUUUAAGAAUUGGUACCUAUAUUUUGGGGUGUGGUGGUGGUGGUAAUCCAUAUUCUCGAUUUCUUGAAACUAGAAACUUAUUAAGAGAUGGUCAUGUUGUUAAAAUUAUUGAUAUUAACGAUAUAAGAAAAUAUACCAAAGGUGAAGGAGCAAUUGUUGCUGGUGGUUCAGCAGGCUCCCCUACUGUCUCUAAUGAGCAACUCUCGGGUGACGAAAUGGUUACAAGCUAUGAGUUUAUGACAAAGUUCAUAGGUAAGAAUCCUGAAUUGGUAUUUCCCUUUGAAAUAGGAGGUGGUAAUGGUCUUGCUGUUUUCCCAAUUUCAAGUUCAGCUAAACUUUCAAUUCCCGUUGUUGAUUGUGACUUGAUGGGCAGAGCAUAUCCAACACAUUGUCAAACUUUACAAACUGUUUAUUCUGAUGAUAACUCUGUUUUUGUUCCAACUGUGUUUAGUAAUGGUAAUGGUAACACAAUGAUUAUUGCUGAUUCGAAAAGUGACUUUUUAUUAGAAAAAGUCAUGAGAGCUUCACUUUCAGAAAUUGGUGCCACCGUUGAUGUUAUUAACCCACCAAUGACAGCAGAUGAGGUUGAUUUGAAGACUGUCCAUGGCUCGUUGUCUCUGGCUUGGAGAAUUGGGAGAGCUGUGAGGAUUGGGAGACAAAAAUCAGAAACUUCUAGAAUGCCUGAAAUUAUCUUAAAAUCUUUUGGUGAUACAGGAUCUCUGCUAUUUACAGGUAAGAUUGUUGGAGUUGAAAGAAAACUUUUCAAAGGUCAUGUAUGGGGUGAACUUAUUUUACAAGGAGAUGAGGACUUUGAAGGGGACAGGAUGAUUAUUCCAUUUAAAAAUGAAAAUAUUUAUGCAAAGGUGAUCAAAAAUAAUGAUGAAAAGAUUGUUUGCUCAGUUCCUGAUUUAAUCUCUGUUAUUGAUUCGAAUUCAGGGGAAGCUGUGGGUACACCAGAUUACAGAUAUGGGUUGUUUGUUUUUGUUUUGGGAAUUGCACCCAGUAAUAAAUGGACUGAUACGCCAAAAGGUUUGGACAUUGGUGGACCAAAAGCUUUUGGUUUAUCUGAAGUUGAAUACAAUCCAAUUGGAGUAUACUCGAAGCCUAUUUCGGUUGUUGAAGAGUUUUCAAGGGUUUAA
Messenger RNA from Hansenula anomala, 2922 nucleotides. RefSeq lists its product as uncharacterized. NCBI's taxonomy places the organism in Eukaryota, Fungi, Ascomycota, Saccharomycetes, Phaffomycetales, Wickerhamomycetaceae. The coding region runs from base 1 to 2922 and encodes 973 amino acids. Gene Ontology annotation, molecular function: 5-oxoprolinase (ATP-hydrolyzing) activity. The record is from RefSeq and is a predicted model, not a curated record. The transcript has a single exon. Gene Ontology annotation, cellular component: cytosol. Gene Ontology annotation, biological process: glutathione metabolic process.